Messenger RNA from Aphanomyces invadans, 932 nucleotides. RefSeq lists its product as hypothetical. The record is from RefSeq and is a predicted model, not a curated record. NCBI's taxonomy places the organism in Eukaryota, Oomycota, Saprolegniomycetes, Saprolegniales, Verrucalvaceae. Bases 110 to 742 code for a protein of 210 amino acids. The transcript has a single exon.
UGGCCGUGCAUGAACGAAUUCUCUGGCGACGGCGCGGAGAGGUUGAUCCGUUGUGCGGUCGGCUCACUCCAUCUUAGCUGCCACCACGCGAACGAACCCGAUCCAGGACAUGCUGGACAUUGCCAUGAACUUGUCCCCGACCACGUCAGCGCGUCUCAAGCGUCGACGAGACAGCCAGUACUCAAGUCUCAGUGUCCAGCCGCCGACGGACAAGUGCUCCCGUCGCGGGAACGACGCGCCGUCCACUCUUUCAAGCGGUGGUAUUCUGUCCACCGCCGUUCUUACCACGUCGUUUGAGCCGUCAACCACCCAGAGUGACGCCGAAGCCAUGGUCAUCGCGGCUGAAAUGUCCAUCGACUUCUACGACGAAGCGUUUGUUCUGUACAACAUGAUAUCGGAAUUUCGACCAAGUUCCUCCACCAGCGAUGGCAACACCAUGGAUGUCCUCAUGCAGCGACUUGGCCUCCACGUCCACGACGAACGCAUCCUGGCUGACGUCGAGAACGUCCGCAACAUUUACCGAGGCUUGCUGCACGUCUACGUGUAUUUGUACCGUGAAUACCAUAGACAAUUCGCACAGCUCGACAUGGUGUCCCACCUGUCUCUGUGUUGGCACCGUCUUGUAGCGUUCGCGACCGAAUACCGCGUGCUCGACCCCAAGUUGCUCCAUGGGUCGUACGAGUACACGAUGCAAUUUGUCCGUCAAAGCGAAGCUGUUUCUGCUUGUCGACCUGCCGUCUAACGUGUAAAAUGUCCAGAGUUUCGAAAUGUCGUGCGAGUCUUUGGUCCUGCUGGCCAUGUAGAUGUAGUACAUCAAGGACGACGCCGCAUGCUUGUACCUCGUUUCCAGUAGCAGCGACCGGUCGCCGCCAACGACAUGGCAUCGUGGGUCGCUGUGUCUAGUUUUUUGCAAGGAUCACCCAUAUAUACAU